AUGGGAUGUGCCACAGGGAUAGUGAAAUAUUUAGUGUUUUUAGCAAAUCUGGUCUUUGCGUUGGCCGGAUUGGGAUUCGUCAUCAUCGGAAUCUUGGUGAAAUUCAACGUUGGUCAAGCAACUAACAUCCUCCCUACAGAUUUCAGCCUAGCACCAAUAUUAUCAAUAAUCAUUGGUGCCAUCGUUUUCAUCACUGCUUUCCUAGGAUGUUGUGGAGCUGUAAAAGAAAGCACUUGCAUGCUAACAACGUAUGCCAUUGUCCUCCUCACCAUCUUCAUCCUGCAACUAGCAGUUGGAAUAUAUGCAUUCUUACAAAUCAGAGACAAACCCACUUUCAAUCAAGCCAUCCAUGACAACGUCGAGAAAACAUUCAAUAAGAUGUACCAAAGCACAGAAGCGAACGAAACCAUGCAGGUCACACAGAGAUUUUUGCACUGCUGUGGUGUGAACAGCUACCAGGACUAUGAGGACAUAAAGAAGCAAAUACCGUUGAGCUGUUGCCGAAACCAACAUGUCCAAUGCCCAAGCUUGAACAACGAUCCCUACAAUAUUGGCUGCGCGAAACAACUACAAACAACGUUGGAGAAAUAUUCGCAAAUAAUCGGAGGGGUCGCGAUUGGAAUCGCUGCUGCAGAGAUAAUUGGAGCAAUCUUUGGCUUGUGCUUGGCAAGCUCGAUAAGAAAUAGCUACCGAAGACAUUUGUACGCAUGA
Phaedon cochleariae (mustard beetle) is the source of this 711-nucleotide messenger RNA. NCBI's taxonomy places the organism in Eukaryota, Metazoa, Arthropoda, Insecta, Coleoptera, Chrysomelidae. The record is from the annotation of a GenBank genome assembly.